AAGUGUUUUGUCGCACGGAUAAUCAUCGAUCCGAAUUUUUCAAAGCGUAUCGGACUUUCGUUCGUUUCAUCUGCUUUACCCAAGGACGCGAACUUGCAUUCUUUUCUUUCAGCCAGCACGAUCCCCCGAACGACAAAGUCAAAAUGCUGAAGAUGCAGGGAUUGUCCGCGAGUAGUAUAAAAAAGAACCCUUCUCUGCUGCCGCUGUAUGCUUGCAUAGGAGCGGGAGGACUACUUGCGUUGUGGUAUACGUUGCGCCUGGCGAUACGCAGUCCCGACGUCUCAUGGUUGAAUAAAAAAGAGGCCGAGCCCUGGAACUACUACAAGGACAAACAAUACAAGUUACUAUCGCCAGCCAGGGAUUACAGCAAAGAGAAGAGCCCAACACCCGAAUAUUGAGUACUGUACCGUGUAAACUAGUAUUGUCGUAGGAAUAAAUUGUUAAUAUUACUUCCUUCGAGCGAAUGAUGAAUAUUAAACUUCGGAUCGUUCUUGCGGUCGAAUAACAGCAAGAGUACAGAAGUCUUAAACUACUUCUGGAAGGAUAUUAUAUCAACUGUCAAAUGUAUAUUAGAUAAUUUUGAAUGGAAGUUUCAGAUUAAAAAAAAAGCUACAUGUAUUGUGUAAUUAGUGCUAAUAUAUAUAUAUAUAUA
Messenger RNA from Dinoponera quadriceps, 652 nucleotides. It is a transcript of the gene ND-MLRQ, whose product is annotated as cytochrome c oxidase subunit NDUFA4. The transcript is spliced from 3 exons. The coding region runs from base 144 to 398 and encodes 84 amino acids. Lineage: Eukaryota; Metazoa; Arthropoda; Insecta; Hymenoptera; Formicidae. The record is from RefSeq and is a predicted model, not a curated record.